GGUUCAAAAGAGAGAUGGUUGUGAACACUGGGUUAGGUUCAAUUAUGUGAUUUCAGUAAACACUUAUCAACGAUUUUAGUCAGUUUACUCUCAAGACAUCAUGGGAGAGUUAAAUUAAUUUUUUGAUGAAUUAUAAGUGGUAAAAUUAUUAAAGUGCCAGUAUUCUGUACAGUUCCAUUGAAUAAUAUAAUAGACUAUCAAAAAAAUUGGAAUUGUAUGUUGGAGCGUCGUUCUUUGAUGAGCCUUCUAAUCGGACUCACAUUUUGUGUCUCGAUUUGGCAACUUAUGUUGCAACAGCAACAAAAAGAACAGUUUUAUGGCAACACAUCGCAUCUUACUGUUGUUAUAACCUUGACCAACAACGAUUCUACAAUUCCAACAUUUCAAUCAGCAACCUUAUCGUCUCCUUUAAAUACAUCAUUAGAUCUAAGACAGCAGCUCGAGCUUUUACCAAAAAAUGAUUUCAAUCAACUUAUUGAUUUGGAAAAUUUUGAGUUUCUCACAAAACAAAAAAUGUGUAAAAAUCUUGUGCAAUCACCAACAGUUGCAAUUGUUGUUCAUUCAGCACCAUUAAACUUUCGAAAGCGAUUAAUAAUUCGAGAAACAUGGGGUUCGGAUGAUCCAAGAGCUGUGUUGGUGUUUAUGAUUGGUGUAGUGAAUUCAACAAUUGUGCAAGAUGAAAUCGACAACGAGCAGCGGAUGUAUGGCGAUAUUGUGCAAGGAAAUUUCAUAGAUGCUUACCGAAACAUAACAUACAAGCAUGUUAUGACUCUAAAGUGGUUUGUUUAUUUCUGCCAUGAAGCAAAUUUUCUGCUAAAGACUGAUGAUGAUGUGUUUGUUAAUACUCCGCUGAUGUAUCGAUAUUUAGAGACGCCAUCAGCUUAUCAUAAACAAUUUCAUAACGAGCAUCAAUUGCUUUUAUGUCAUAGAGUGAGUGGAGCCAAAGUCAAGAGAACUUAUCGUUCUAAAUGGCGAGUAUCGUAUGACGAGUACCUUAAUAGACAUUUUCCAAAUUAUUGUCCGGGCUAUGCAAUUCUCUAUUCAUCUGAUGUUGUUUUUGAUCUUUAUCGACAAGCUCAGAAACUUCCAUACUUUUGGAUCGAUGAUAUUCAUAUAACGGGUAAUGUGGCCUCAAAGCUCAAUAUUUCAAUCACACCGACAAACGGCUUAUUCUUAACAAAAACUCAGCAGGAAGGAUUGCUCAAUGGUCGGAUUCAGACUGAAAGUUAUCCAUUCUUUGUCGCACAACCAGAUCUAAGUGAGAAGGAAAUCAGAAAAUUGUGGAGUUUAGUGACAAAUGUGAUCGAAUAA
Messenger RNA from Clunio marinus, 1311 nucleotides. The record is from the annotation of a GenBank genome assembly. NCBI's taxonomy places the organism in Eukaryota, Metazoa, Arthropoda, Insecta, Diptera, Chironomidae.